Messenger RNA from Guillardia theta CCMP2712, 607 nucleotides. RefSeq lists its product as hypothetical. NCBI's taxonomy places the organism in Eukaryota, Cryptophyceae, Pyrenomonadales, Geminigeraceae. The coding region runs from base 70 to 537 and encodes 155 amino acids. The record is from RefSeq and is a predicted model, not a curated record. The transcript has 7 exons.
GAGCAAGAAGUGGAUCACCUGUCGGCAUCAGGUGAGAGGAAUCAGAAGGAUGAUGUGUAUGAAGGAAACAUGUCUCCGCUGGCGGGAGGAAAGGAUGCGAUCAUGUCAACGAGGACACUAGGCUUUGUCGGGGCAGCGCCAUCAUCGCUAGCAGGCCUUGCAAGAGGAAAGAGCUACUUUAUCGACCCGUACACGCCAUUCACCCCUCGACCUGAUACUCUGUCAACACGCUCACAGAUCACUGGGCCCCCCCUUGCUAGCUCGAGAAGCAACCAUUGGAUAACGCAGACAAGCAUUGCAUACCUUCCCAAACGCCUUCAGAACCAUCGAAUCCCAAGAACCCCCCCCGAGACCAAGCGCGGCUUCCCCGCCUCCCCGUUUCCUCGCCCCUCCUACGAUAACGGACGACCAAAGUUCAUCGUCGGGCCCAACGGCCAUCUGCUCGAGAAGUACAAGAAACCGGGAAGAACUGCAUUCCCAGCCGUCGAGGAGGUUGGAAGAGUUUCGUGGAAUUUUAGCAAGAUGGGUUACGUGUGAGACUGUCUUCAAGAUUUUUUUUUCUCCAAAACAAAAGCUUUCAGGAGUAAACCUCUUGGAAGGAAAUCGC